AUGGCUCUCCCCAACACCCCGCCCGUGGACUACCCCAGCUUCAAGCUCGUCCUCGUCGGCGACGGCGGCACCGGCAAGACGACGUUCGUGAAGAGGCACGUCACCGGGGAGUUCGAGAAGAAGUACGAACCGACGAUCGGCGUGGAGGUGCGGCCGCUGGACUUCCAGACGAGCCACGGCAAGAUCAGGUUCUACUGCUGGGACACCGCCGGGCAGGAGAAGUUCGGUGGCCUCCGUGACGGAUACUACAUCCAUGGCCAGUGCGCAAUCAUCAUGUUCGAUGUCACCUCCCGACUCACCUACAAGAACGUCCUGUGCGGCAACAAGGUGGACGUGAAGAACCGGCAGGUGAAAGCCAAGAUGGUGACCUUUCACAGGAAGAAGAACCUCCAGUACUACGAGAUCUCUGCCAAGAGCAACUACAACUUCGAGAAGCCUUUCCUCUACCUUGCAAGGAAGCUCUCAGGGGACAUGACGCUCCGGUUCGUCGAGGAGACGGCCCUCCUCCCUGCCGACGUGACCGUCGACCUCGCCGCACAGCAACAGAUUGAGGCAGAGAUAGCAGCUGCGGCGGCAAUGCCCCUCCCGGAUGACGAUGAUGACAACAUCAUGGACUGA
Messenger RNA from Triticum turgidum subsp. durum (durum wheat), 618 nucleotides. NCBI's taxonomy places the organism in Eukaryota, Viridiplantae, Streptophyta, Magnoliopsida, Poales, Poaceae. The record is from the annotation of a GenBank genome assembly.